AUGGAGAAAGAGAGAAAAGGGAAGGGCAAAAUGUGGGAGGAUGUUUCUGACUCAAGUCCCUCCAGAAAGGGGAAUUAUGGUGGGUUUGAGGGUGACGAGAUAUCGAAUGCCGUUGAGGAGAAAAUGAUGAUACACAUAGGAGAAAUAAAGGAAUUCUGUGAUAAGAAUGGGAAGAAAUCGAAAGGAAACUUCAGUGGGAAAAAUUCAGCAAUAGAUGAUUUUACGGAUUAUCCAGGUGUGGGAAAUGUACUUCAUAAUCUGAAGAAUUUUAACAUAGACGUUGAAGAGGACGUUGAGGAUAUGACUGAGGAUUAUGGAGAUAAAGUUAAGGAUAUGGGAGAAUCCUUCACAUUGGAGGCUAAGGAGGAAAAAACAAAGGAAGACCGUACUUGUCGAUACGUGGAUCCUGCUACAUUCGCGAAGCCUGUAGACUUUGAAAGUGAAGAGGUGGAUCCUGCUACAUUCUCGAACCCUGUACCAUUUGAAAGUGAAGAGGAUGAUGGAAAUAAAGUUGAUGAUACGGGGGAAUCGUUGGAAGUGGAAAUCUCAGAUGAGAAAGAAGAAAAUAAUGAAAAAGAAAAUACAAAUGGCAAUGAGGCUAAGGAAGAAAAAUCAAAGGAAGACACUAAUUGUCCACAUGUGGAUCCUAAUAACCCUAUGGACGUUGAAAGUAAAGAGAUUCAUGAUUUGGUUGGUGGAAAAGAACUCCCAAACAUGGAAUUAGAGGAUGAGGUGAUGGAUGAAGAUGAAGUGAAGGGAGAUUCAACAACCAAGGGGCGGGAUGGUAUAAAGGAAAGGGAAAAAUCAUCAGAAGGACCGGAAAAAGAUAAAAAGGCAGAGGAUGAUGAUAAGCUAACGCAAUUGAAUAGCACAGCGCUGGUCCGAGAGGAGAGGCAAGGUACCUUCAAGAAACCAUCAACUUCUGGUGGAGACUUAAUUGCCGUACGUGAAGGACAAGAAAUGGAGGACAAGGACAUGUUAAAUGAGAAGAGGUCUUCAAGAACUGAGAAUUGUGAUAAUGAAAUAAGUGAUAAAGAGAACAAUGAUAUGGAGAUUCAGGGUGGAGAUAACAUACCCGUGCAACAAUGUGGUCAAAAGAGGGCAGUGGAGGUAGCUGAGUAG
Messenger RNA from Arabis nemorensis, 1122 nucleotides. Lineage: Eukaryota; Viridiplantae; Streptophyta; Magnoliopsida; Brassicales; Brassicaceae. The record is from the annotation of a GenBank genome assembly.